AUGUCAGCCAAACCAGUAUCUCAGGAUCCUGAGAUGGAGAUAGAUGACGACGAAUAUGACUCGGAGGCGGACGAAGACUUCAAGCUCGACGGCCAGGAUGAUGAGGUGUUGUCUUCCGAUUCCGAUGAGGAGGCCAGCAAGAAACGAAAGGCCGAAACAGAAGACGCUGCGCUAGAUUCCGGAGACGAAGUCACGAUAAAGAAAGCAAAAUCGAGAAAAGAGAAAAAAAGAAAGGGAAACAAGUCUAAGGCUAAAGGUGACGAUGAAGACGAUCUGGAUCUCGACGACGACGAGGGUGGCCCGGGAGGGUUUGUACGGACACGCGCCAUGAAGAUGCAAAUGAAGGAAGAACGAAAACCACUUGCUAAGAUCGAUGGCGCAACAGUCGACGUUGACGCGUUAUGGGCCAAAAUGAACGAACGCGAUUCCGGUUCCCCCGCGGCACCUUCGCAUACCGAGAAAACAGACGAUAACAUGGCGGACGGAGAAAGACAAGACACCGCCAUGCGCGAGCAGCAAGCACCAACCGAGGAGACACAGCAGAAACCCCAGCAUACGGAUGAGAUGAUAAAGAUCAAACGGACGUAUGAAUUUGCAGGGGAGAUGAUCACCGAAGAGAAGGUCGUUCCGAAGGACUCGGCCGAAGCAAGGCUCUUUCUAGCAAACGAACAUAAUCCAGGAGCGGUGGCCACUAAUGCUGAGGAUGACGCGAAUGGAAUACCGGGCAUCAAACUGCGCAGGCCACUUCGCAAGGUCUCGCGAUUUGAUCCUAACCCCACUGGAGCCAUCAAAAAAAGCUGGGAGAAGCAGCCGAUCGAUGCGACAGGCCAGGAGGAGAAUGCUCGUGGCCCGAAGAUCAAUACGGUCGAGAAGUCGCGCUUGGACUGGGCUGCAUACGUGGAUCAGGCUGGCAUCCGGGACGAGCUCACCGUCCACAGCAGAGCCAAAGAGGGCUUCCUUGGUCGUAUGGACUUCUUGGACCGUGUUGGCGCCAAGGAGGACGAAGACAGGAGAAAUGUCCGUUUGAAGGGGAUUUAG
Molecule: messenger RNA, 1038 nt
Organism: Aspergillus campestris IBT 28561
Lineage: Eukaryota; Fungi; Ascomycota; Eurotiomycetes; Eurotiales; Aspergillaceae
Gene: swc5
Product: putative Swr1p complex component (Swc5)
Exons: 2
Coding region: 1-1038 (345 amino acids)
Source: RefSeq, a predicted model, not a curated record